AUGCCGACGAAUUGCACAAACCCACCGGACACGGUGCCGACCGACGCCGGCGUCGCGGGCACGGGAGUCCUCCUCAGUUUCAUCAUCACGGCCGUGAUCUCGCUGGCGCUGUCAGCGUCGCUGAUCAUCCAGGAGCAGUUCUUCCGCAACCGGGGCCGGCCGUCGGUGGUGCGGCGCAAGCUGCUCAACGCCUACUCGGACCAGCAGAUCAUGACGGGCAUCGGGAUCCAGGUGGUCGGGCUGGCGCAGAUGGACGCCGCCUUCAUGGCGCCGUACCACUUCUUCAUCAUCUGGAUGCUGUCGCUGCUGUCCAUGGCCGUGCACAACGCCACGCUGCUGGCCCUCGUCCACGACUUCCGCCGCGACUGGGUCCUGCGCUGGCUGCGCCAGUUCCUCAUGUUCGUCAACCUGGCCCUGAGCUGCGUCUACGGCAGCUUCAUGCUCGAGGCCGUCCAGCGCCACCUGACCGAGUCCACGGCCCCGAUCUCGUGCGUCUGGGACGACGCCACGCCCACCCCGGCCAACGACCCGACCAACAUCGGCCUGUCCUUCUUCGGCACCAUCGCCGUCAUCGCCGGCAACGCCGUCAUCUUCGCCAUGGCCACCUGGUACCUGCACUCGCGCGCGCAGCGCUUCUACCGCACCAUCCAGCUCGUGGGGCUGGUGCUGAUGGCGGCGAGCGCCAUCGGGGCGGCGGCGCGCGUGCUCAUGCUGUCGCAGGCCUUCGGGCAGCCCUCGGUGCCGCUGAGCGACGAGAACGAGAAGCACUGGAGCUUCGGCGCCUGGGUGUCGCUCGGCAUGCUGGCGCUGCCCGUCAUCUCCGUCAUCGAGAUCCUGCGCGGCGAGCUCCGCUACGCGCCGCCCGUGGCCGAUCAGGACGACAAGGCGGAGCUGCUGGGCCACUCGGGCAACGAGCUGCACACGUUCCAGCCGAACCCGUUCUGGGGGGACUCCAGUAACGCCUACAAGAAAUGA
Molecule: messenger RNA, 975 nt
Organism: Neoarthrinium moseri
Lineage: Eukaryota; Fungi; Ascomycota; Sordariomycetes; Amphisphaeriales; Apiosporaceae
Exons: 2
Coding region: 1-975 (324 amino acids)
Source: RefSeq, a predicted model, not a curated record